AAGGAAGAAAGAAAGAAAGAGCUCACGUGUGAUGUGUUUGUGUAUCCUCAGUGUUUUUCUCUCUUGAGUGUUUUAUUGAGUGUAAACAAAGUCUUGUCUCUGUGUAUUUUAGUGUUGAUGAUGGAUGUGAUGUGCUGUAAAUCAGUAGGAACUGAUCUGUCCAUGCUGGAUAUUGAUGAUUUCAUCACAGAAAUCUCUCAGCUGAAGAAAGAGGUGGCGUUACUGGAGACAAAGCUGAGGUUAAGAGGAGAUGAAGGACUGAAGAGAGAGGACUCCGAGCUCAGUCUGACUUUACUCUGUUAUACUGAGUCAAAGCCCACAGACGCUCAGGACACUACAGUGUGUGACAGUAAUCAGGGCUUACAGGAUGAGGAAUCUACUGAUCAAACCUCCACAGAGUCUCUGGAUUCUGUCUGGAACGCUGGAGAACAGCAGCAGAUCCUGCAGACCAAACACAAGAUGUGUUCAGUCAAACUGGAGGACUGCAAGAACCUCAUGAUGGACAUCAAAACUGAACCUACAAACAUAAAAACAGAACCCACAGAAGAGAAAGAACACGAUGAUGAGGGUUGUGGUGAUGAUUUUGUUCCUUCAGAUGAGAAGAGUGAUUCAAGUUAUGAUGGAGAAAUAACGUCCUCAACAUCAAAAGAGCGACAGACAGCACAAACUCAUUCCUGCAUCACCGGUGGAGAGACAUUAAACUCACAGAAACAUUUAAGGAGACAUGAGAGAAAACACACAGAUCAGAAACUGUGCACCAGAUCUAAGAUCAGCGUUACUACCUUACAAGAGAAGAAACUUAAUUCACAAGAGCACAGAGAGAAGAAGAAUCAGUUUCACUGUCAGCAGUGUGAGAGGGGUUUUGUCCUCUUAUCUCAGCUGAAACGCCACAUGAGGACACACAGUGAUGAAAAGCCUUUCUACUGCACUGAAUGUGGCAAAUAUUUCAGAACCAAACAAAAUCUUGAUGUUCAUAAAAUAAUUCACACAGGAGAAAAACCCCAUCAAUGUUCACACUGUGAUAAACGUUUCUGUAAGAAAUCUUAUCUGAUAAUCCAUGAGAGAGUUCACACUGAAGAUAAAUCCUACAUCUGUAGUGUUUGUAGGAAGAGUUUUGGGCAACAUUACAAUUUAUUGUCACACCAGAGAAUUCAUACAGGUGAAAAACCUUACAAAUGCUCUCAGUGUGAGAAGACGUUUGCUCGAUCAGGUAACUUAAAAGUCCAUUAUAGACUUCACACUGGAGAGAAACCUUACCACUGUAAUGUCUGUGGAAAGAGUUUUAGGCAACUUGCUAACGUUGUAAUCCAUGAGAGAAUUCACACUGGAGAGAAACCUCAUCACUGUAGUUUUUGUGAGAAGAGUUUUAAUCAACGUAGCAGUUUAUUGAAUCACCAGAGAAUUCAUACAGGUGAAAAACCUUACAAAUGCUCUCAGUGUGGGAAGACGUUUGGUCAUUCAUCUAACUUUAAAGCCCAUGAGAGAAUUCAUACUAGAAAGAAACCUUAACAAUCUGUGGAGAGAGAUUUGCUUUAUUAGGAUGUUUUCAGACUCGUUAGAAGAAACAUACUGAAGAGUGGUGUUAGACCGACACUGAAUGGCUGAACCCAGAGGGCUGGGGAAUUUCUGAGAUUGACAUUUCAUUGGAGGGCUGCAGAGCUGUUUUAACGUUCAAAAGCACAAUAUAUCUGUAAAUGUACUGUUUCAAUUCUAUCAUUUAACGUAUAAUACUACCUUAAAAUAUAAGCAGUGGUUUCUAUAUUUUUAAUUUACAUUAUUUUAUAAAAAUAAGAAUCUUUUUAUGAACUUAUUAAAUUGUUUUUUAUCCCCAGUAAGUGUUUCUGUUUUUAUUUUUUUCAGUCACAGUAUCGGCUUCAUUAUGUUCCAUCCCUGUUAUUUAACGGUUUUAUAUAUUUUCUAUUAUAGUAAUAUGUGGAAAAAUAUUAAUAAUAAGUGAAAGUGAUCCUAAAACUUUUAAAUGUGUAGUAAAUGUUGCAUAAGCUAGUUGGACAGAACAAAUUAAUAUUACUGCUCUGUAUAAUUGCAUAGCAAGCUACAUAAUGAUAUAUUAUUUAUUAUAUACAUAUUUUACUACUAUUGAGAUAAGUGACAUAGCAGCAUACACACUUUCAUCCUUUGUAUGUUUUUCCUUAUCUUUCCUCUUUUCCUAACCUGGGCACUGUUGUGGUUUUCUUUUUGUGUUCUUUAAGAAAAAAAGCUGUUAGUUUAAUUUUUUUCAAAAUAUAGACUUAUUAUCCAGACAAAUAAAAGUCGAGUCUGUCCUGGUGAACCAUCUCCGAACCAAUUGAGGUCCUGAGAAGAUCCUGCGAGAUCAGCUUGCCUCUCUCUGUACUAUGGCUUUUAUAUAUAGGGUUGGCUACCCACAAGUUCCAUGUAAGCUCAAUAUAAUAAGUUUAUGUACAGGCGUGUAGCAUAAAGAAACACAUGACAUCACUUUUGUAAGGGUCACCCUAGAUUAUACUUGAUUUCUUUAUAUUUUGAUUAAUAAAACCUUCUUCACCUGUUGGCGCUGUUUCUUAUCGUAGUUCAAUGUGUGUUGCAUUAAAUCUUCCGCUCUCCCUUUCUUCCA
Paramisgurnus dabryanus is the source of this 2590-nucleotide messenger RNA. The record is from RefSeq and is a predicted model, not a curated record. Lineage: Eukaryota; Metazoa; Chordata; Actinopteri; Cypriniformes; Cobitidae.